Varanus komodoensis (Komodo dragon) is the source of this 3598-nucleotide messenger RNA. Its product is annotated as gastrula zinc finger protein XlCGF7.1-like. Bases 648 to 1511 code for a protein of 287 amino acids. NCBI's taxonomy places the organism in Eukaryota, Metazoa, Chordata, Lepidosauria, Squamata, Varanidae. The record is from RefSeq and is a predicted model, not a curated record. Gene Ontology annotation, biological process: regulation of transcription by RNA polymerase II. Gene Ontology annotation, cellular component: nucleus. The transcript has 3 exons. Gene Ontology annotation, molecular function: DNA-binding transcription activator activity, RNA polymerase II-specific; RNA polymerase II cis-regulatory region sequence-specific DNA binding.
GAUCAGCCCACGGGGUUUGAGGGCGGGGGGUGUUUUGGCGGAGGUUUCACGGAGGAUCAACCCACUAAUGGCAGCUAGUCCUCACGACUGCAAGCUCCUUGCAGGAUCAGUGCAACAGGCCUCUGCACAGCCGCUGCUCGCAUGCUUGGGUGGGAGGCUGUGUCGCAUUCGUGUCCUGCGUGUGGGUUUCCCGUGGGUGGCUGGGUGGGCACCGUAUGAAGGGUUUUAUUUAAGCUCUUGUUGCAGAGAAACAGCCUCGCCCCGUGGCAGGAGAGGGACGGAAGGGAGCCCUCAUAAAUGAAGGAAGGCACCCCUAAGAAUCGAGUUGCAGAACGGACUGCUAAACUGUAUUGUGCAGCACCAGAGCAGCCUUUGCAAGAACCCUGAAAGGUGCACCGAUGUGAGAGGAUAUGCAGUUCAGUGGCCAGAUGCGCAGCCUUCCCCCACCUCUUGGAUUUCCAUGCCCAGCCUUUCUUGACAUUGGCCAUGGUGAUGGGGCUGAUGAGAGUGUGAGGCCAAAACAUCCAGAGGGCACCAGAUUGGGGAAAGCUGGCAGCUGGUGAGCUUUGAGGAGGUGGCUCUGUGUUUUGUCAAGCGGCAAGUGGGAUCUCCCGGAUCCAGACCGAAGAGCUCUGUGCACUGAAGUUAUGCUGGAAAAUUACGGCAGUGUGCCCUCAGUGGCAGGCGGUGAGCAGGACAAUGAAAAUGAGACAAAGCCCUCUGAAGUUUUAUUGGACACCCCUAAGGAUGAAGUAGAAAAAGAGAAAUUUGGAAACCAAAGGAGGCCAAAGAAGGUCAAGGGGAACCAAUCCAAGAACGGGAAGAAGAAGUCUUCUCCCUCGCAGAGCGAUGACAGCCAGCAGCUAACAACACCGCAAGAAGAUUACCAAAGAAAGAAGGGGAUAAAGUGUCCUGUUUGUGGGAAAAUAUGCAGAUAUAAAUCAGACUUUGGUAGGCAUAGUGUAAUCCACACAGGGGAGAGGCCGUACAAAUGCACGGAGUGUGGGAAGAGCUUCAGUGAUAGUGGAACUCUUACCGCACAUCUGCGAACCCACACUGGAGAGAAGCCGUAUCAAUGCAUGCAGUGCGGGAUAAGCUUCAAUCGCAGUGGAAGCCUUAAACGACAUCAGAGAACCCACACGGGGGAGAAACCCUAUAAAUGUCUGGAAUGUGGGAAAAGCUUUGGUCAGAAAUCCAUCCUAACUACACACCAAGCCACCCACACGGGGGAAAAACCCUAUAAAUGUACGGAGUGUGGGAAGUGCUACAGUCGUAAUGGGAGCCUGCACAGGCAUCAGAGGAACCACACGGAGGAAUCCUACAUCUGUGUGGGGUGUGGAAAGAGCUUCAGUCAGAGUCAACACUUCACAACGCAUCUAAGUUACUACACAGGGGAGCAACCCUAUAAGUGCAUAGAGUGUGAAACAAGACAGGGCCAGCGCCUUACGCUAGUAUAUGUCAAAGAACACACACGAGAGAGAAACUAUGUAAAUGUAUGGAAUGUAGAAUGAGCUUCCAUGGGAGCAGUGACCUCAGUUCCCGUUAAAGAGCACAUGGGGAGAAACCAUUGUGAUGCAUGGAGUAUGGAAAGAGGAGCCAGGAUUUUACCUAAUAUUAACAUGUCCACACACUGAAGGAACUUUCCCGCAUUCACGUAGAACUUCAGCAACAGCAGAAAUCUUCAUACACAAUUAUCUUUGCCCAAUUAGCAGAUGUUGCUUCUUCCUGAUUUUGGGGAGCCACCUGGGUCACACCUCAUCCUAUUCAGCACAGUCCCCCGAUCAUUGAUGUUACACUUGUAGGGGAAUUGGCAGCAGGCAAACCCUCUUGAUGCAAAAUCCACCCCUUUUAUGCACUUAGCACUUGAUCCAGCCCAAUGGGUUGUAUCCACUUUUAAUCCAACAAGAACCGUUAAUUUUGAAGCAUCUCUUCUACAUAGGACUGAUGUUGGACAUGACCCAGUGUUUUUAAACAUGUUGGGAGCUAUCAUCAAGGUUUCACCUUGUAGAAUGAUCCAUAAAUCUUGAAAAUUAAAUUAAUAAAAUUAGAAAUUAGAAUGGAUACCAGGAGGAAACCAUGUACAGAACAGACAGCAUAACUCUCAGACACAGAUGAAGCAUAUAAGCCUUUUUCAAUGUUGUCCCAAGUUACCAAUUCCCUAAAUCAAAGCUAAGUAGCACUGAAAUGAACAGGGUUGAAUAAGAUGAACAAUAAACUUAAGAAAACUAGGAAAUGAGAUAUAACAUGUACAUAUUACCCUGGGUCAUUUUUUUCCCUUUCUGGUGAUCUCUGGACAUGUCAGACUGCAACUCCCAUUAUUUCCCCUAGUCAGCUUUGCUGAAGGUUUAUGGAUAGUGUGGGCUGGGGGUGAUGGUGUCUUAGUCCAACACAAGUGUACGAUAGCUGGUUAGGAAAUGACGCUUCCUCCCUGGGUCAGGAUGUGUUGAUGAAUGUUAAAUGCAGUAGAAGUAGUGUUCCAUGGUUAGAAGUACCGUAGAUUAAAAUAUCUUUGUUUCAUGGUUUUGUUGGCUCGUGAGAAAAUUUAGAUAAAAACGCAUGCCUAGAGAGGGACAUGUUACAGCAGGAGACGGCAUGGCUCAGCAGUCAUGAACUUGUGGAAUUUAAGAUUAAGGGCACGGUCCAGGAAAUGGAUGUGCUCCUCUGCACUUUGAACCUCGUGGUUACCUAAGGCAAUGCCCCGCUCCACUUUUUUACAAGAGAGACACUUUGGGCAGUUUGUCAGUGUGGUUUCAGAGGUGGAGCCAAGGUGGCUGGCAUGAUCUUGGAAUACCCUGCAUGCUCACCGCCCAAGGCUCUUCACUACCCCAAAACAGCCCUUUGGCGGCUGCUUAAAAGCUUGGAGAGCAAGUGGCAGGGAAGGGGCCUGGAACUGCAGUUCCCAGCUCAGAAAUCGGAGUAGGGUCUCUGAUCACGGAGUUGGGCAUUCUAUCAUAUUUGAGCAAAGGCACUAGCUGGAAAUUUUUCAGGAAACACCUUCCAUAAGGGAAACAAUAGUAGUCAAAACACCAGAGUUGGCACAACUCGAUAAAAAUCGAUGGUCAAAAUAAAACAUGUGAGAAGUUGGAUUUCUUUUAAUAGCGGCAAAUACACUGACAGUCAAGUGUUGGGGAGAUGCAAAAGGUCUAAAUAUAAGGAGAGAAAGUUAAUAUAGUACAGGAAGGAGCACUUGCAAAAAACGUGAGUUAGCAUAUGAGAUGUCGCAAGAACAAAAGAAAAGAGACAAGUAAUGUAAUUGUGCUUUUUUUGGUACAGAUAACACAACUGCACCAGCUCAGGUUCCAAUUUCUAAUAGCUUAUGAUUGCAGUAAUACCUAGUUCAAUGGGAGGAGCAGAGUGAUGAAGCAACGAGUCAGUAACACUGUAUGUAAUGAACUGAAGUCGAUAGCAGUGUAUGCAUUAAGAAUUUCUGUAUAAUGAACUGUAGCCAGUGUAAGUGUAAAUGGAACAAAUAAUUUUAAAAAUCUGUUGUUCUGCUCUUGUGCUGUAUGAACUCAUGUUUGUUUUAUGUCUCAAGGAAAGUUUUAAAAAUUCUUUCUCCUUUGUGUCAGUGGUAUAAAUUAAAUGUCAGUACAAUGUC